This is a messenger RNA of Echinops telfairi (small Madagascar hedgehog), 8370 nucleotides long. RefSeq names its product inositol 1,4,5-trisphosphate receptor type 1 (gene ITPR1). Gene Ontology annotation, cellular component: membrane; endoplasmic reticulum. The coding region runs from base 217 to 8370 and encodes 2717 amino acids. Gene Ontology annotation, biological process: calcium ion transmembrane transport. Lineage: Eukaryota; Metazoa; Chordata; Mammalia; Afrosoricida; Tenrecidae. Gene Ontology annotation, molecular function: inositol 1,4,5-trisphosphate-gated calcium channel activity; inositol 1,4,5 trisphosphate binding. The transcript is spliced from 61 exons. The record is from RefSeq and is a predicted model, not a curated record.
GCUUCCAUCCUAACGGAACGAGCUCCCUCUUCACAGACAUGGAAUUAUCCAGCGGCUGCUAACCCCUCUCCUAGCCCCGCUCUCUCCCAACCCGGCGCGGCUCCCCUGGCAGCAAGGCGCUGACUACCAAGGAGCAGUAUUCUCUGUACCUGGGCUGGGCCCCAUUUGGCAGGAACAACAUCGGACCUGACCUGGGUCAGGAAUCUCCAGAAAGACAUGUCUGACAAGAUGUCUAGUUUCCUACAUAUUGGAGACAUUUGUUCUCUGUAUGCGGAGGGAUCGACAAAUGGAUUUAUUAGCACCUUGGGCCUGGUAGACGACCGAUGUGUUGUGCAGCCGGAAGCUGGGGACCUUAACAAUCCACCUAAGAAAUUCAGAGACUGCCUCUUCAAGCUGUGCCCCAUGAACCGCUACUCUGCCCAGAAGCAGUUUUGGAAAGCUGCGAAGCCAGGGGCCAACAGCACAACGGACGCGGUCCUUCUCAACAAGCUGCACCAUGCUGCAGACCUGGAAAAGAAGCAGAAUGAGACAGAAAACAGGAAAUUGCUGGGGACCGUCAUCCAGUAUGGCAAUGUGAUCCAGCUCCUGCAUUUGAAAAGUAACAAAUACCUCACUGUGAACAAGAGGCUCCCGGCUCUGCUGGAGAAGAAUGCCAUGCGAGUGACGUUGGAUGAGGCUGGGAAUGAGGGGUCCUGGUUUUACAUUCAGCCGUUCUACAAGCUUCGAUCCAUUGGGGACAGUGUGGUGAUCGGCGACAAGGUUGUUCUGAACCCCGUCAAUGCUGGCCAGCCCCUACAUGCUAGCAGCCACCAGCUGGUGGAUAACCCAGGCUGCAAUGAGGUCAAUUCUGUCAAUUGCAACACAAGCUGGAAGAUCGUCCUUUUCAUGAAGUGGAAUGAUAAUAAAGACGACAUUCUAAAGGGGGGUGAUGUGGUGAGGUUGUUCCACGCUGAGCAGGAGAAGUUUCUGACCUGUGACGAGCACAGGAAAAAGCAGCAUGUCUUCCUGAGGACCACGGGCCGCCAGUCAGCCACUUCGGCCACGAGUUCCAAAGCCUUAUGGGAGGUGGAGGUUGUCCAACAUGACCCUUGUCGGGGUGGAGCAGGGUACUGGAACAGCCUCUUCCGAUUUAAGCACCUGGCGACCGGACAUUACUUAGCAGCAGAGGUAGACCCUGACUUUGAGGAAGAAUGCCUGGAGUAUCAGCCCUCAGUGGACCCUGAUCAGGAUGCAUCUCGAAGUCGGCUGCGGAACGCCCAAGAGAAGAUGGUGUACUCCCUGGUGUCCGUGCCCGAAGGGAGCGACAUCUCCUCUAUCUUUGAGCUUGACCCUACCACGCUGCGUGGAGGUGAUAGUCUUGUCCCAAGGAACUCCUAUGUCCGUCUGAGGCACCUUUGUACCAAUACCUGGGUUCACAGCACUAACAUCCCCAUUGACAAGGAGGAAGAAAAACCCGUGAUGCUGAAAAUAGGCACCUCUCCUGUGAAGGAGGACAAGGAAGCGUUUGCCAUCGUUCCAGUUUCGCCUGCAGAGGUCCGGGACCUGGAUUUUGCUAAUGAUGCCAGCAAGGUGCUGGGCUCCAUAGCUGGGAAGUUGGAGAAGGGCACGAUCACCCAGAAUGAAAGACGGUCUGUAACCAAGCUGCUGGAGGACUUGGUCUACUUUGUCACUGGUGGAACCAACUCUGGUCAAGACGUGCUGGAAGUGGUCUUCUCCAAGCCCAACAGAGAGCGGCAAAAACUGAUGAGAGAGCAGAAUAUCCUCAAGCAGAUCUUCAAGUUGCUGCAGGCUCCAUUCACGGACUGUGGGGACGGCCCCAUGCUCCGGCUGGAAGAGCUUGGGGACCAGCGACACGCCCCUUUCCGACACAUCUGCCGUCUGUGUUACAGGGUCCUGAGACACUCUCAGCAAGACUACAGGAAGAACCAGGAGUACAUAGCCAAGCAGUUUGGCUUCAUGCAGAAGCAGAUUGGCUAUGAUGUGUUGGCAGAAGACACCAUUACCGCCCUGCUGCACAACAACCGCAAACUCCUGGAAAAACACAUCACUGCAGCGGAGAUCGACACGUUUGUCAGCCUUGUGCGGAAGAACCGGGAGCCCCGAUUCUUAGAUUACCUCUCUGACCUCUGCGUUUCAAUGAACAAAUCGAUUCCAGUGACCCAGGAACUGAUAUGUAAAGCUGUACUGAAUCCAAUGAACGCCGACAUCCUUAUUGAGACCAAGCUGGUUCUCUCUCGAUUUGAGUUUGAAGGGCCUUCUGCUGGGGAGAAUGCUCUGGAGGCAGGUGAGGAUGAGGAGGAGGUAUGGCUGUUUUGGAAGGACAGCAACAAAGAGAUCCGCAGUAAGAGUGUCCGGGAGCUGGCGCAGGAUGCUAAGGAAGGGCAGAAGGAGGACCGAGAUGUUCUCAGCUACUACAGAUAUCAGCUGAACCUCUUUGCCAGGAUGUGUCUGGACCGACAGUACUUGGCCAUCAAUGAAAUAUCAGGCCAACUGGACGUGGACCUCAUUCUCCGUUGCAUGUCUGAUGAGAAUCUGCCCUAUGACCUGAGGGCGUCCUUUUGCCGACUCAUGCUUCAUAUGCACGUGGACCGAGAUCCCCAGGAGCAAGUCACGCCAGUGAAAUAUGCCCGCCUCUGGUCGGAGAUUCCCUCUGAGAUUGCCAUUGAUGACUAUGAUAGUAGCGGGACCUCCAAGGAUGAAAUCAAGGAGCGGUUCGCACAGACCAUGGAAUUUGUGGAGGAGUAUUUGCGAGACGUGGUUUGCCAAAGAUUUCCUUUCUCUGAUAAGGAGAAAAACAAACUCACAUUUGAGGUUGUAAAUUUAGCUAGGAAUCUGAUAUACUUUGGCUUCUACAACUUCUCUGACCUUCUACGAUUAACCAAGAUCCUCCUGGCCAUAUUAGACUGUGUGCAUGUGACGACCAUCUUCCCCAUCAGCAAGAUGGCCAAAGGGGAGGAAAAUAAAGGCAGCAAUGUGAUGAGGUCCAUCCAUGGGGUUGGAGAGCUGAUGACCCAGGUGGUACUCCGGGGAGGAGGCUUUCUGCCCAUGACUCCCAUGGCUGCUGCUCCAGAAGGCAACGUGAAGCAAGCAGAGCCAGAGAAGGAGGACAUCAUGGUCAUGGACACCAAGCUGAAGAUCAUUGAGAUACUCCAGUUUAUUUUGAAUGUGAGGUUGGAUUAUAGGAUCUCCUGCCUCCUGUGUAUAUUUAAGCGGGAGUUUGAUGAAAGCAAUUCCCAGACCUCGGAAACUUCCUCUGGAAGCAGCAGUCAAGAGGGGCCAAGCAGUGUACCAGGUGCUCUUGACUUUGAACACAUUGAAGAGCAAGCAGAAGGCAUUUUUGGAGGGAGUGAGGAGAACACCCCACUGGACUUGGAUGACCAUGGUGGCCGGACCUUCCUGCGAGUCCUGCUGCACCUGACAAUGCACGACUACCCACCACUGGUGUCGGGGGCCCUGCAGCUGCUCUUCCGGCACUUCAGCCAGAGGCAGGAAGUGCUGCAGGCCUUCAAGCAGGUUCAACUGCUAGUGACCAGCCAAGAUGUGGACAACUACAAACAGAUCAAACAAGACUUGGAUCAACUGAGGUCCAUUGUGGAAAAAUCAGAGCUCUGGGUGUACAAAGGGCAGGGCCCUGACGAGGCAAUGGAUGGCCCAUCCGGUGAGAACGAGCAUAAGAAAGUGGAGGAGGGGACUAACAAGCCACAAAAACAUGAAAGUACAAGCAGCUACAACUAUAGGGUGGUCAAAGAGAUCUUGAUUCGACUCAGCCGACUCUGUGUCCAAGAAGGCGCCUCAGUCCGGAAGAGCAGGAAGCAGCAGCAGCGGCUGCUCCGGAACAUGGGUGCCCAUGCCGUGGUGCUGGAGCUGCUGCAGAUCCCCUACGAGAAGGCCGAGGACACCAAGAUGCAGGAGAUCAUGCGGCUGGCUCAUGAAUUCUUGCAGAAUUUCUGUGCAGGCAACCAGCAGAAUCAGGCUCUGCUACACAAACACAUAAACCUGUUUCUCAACCCAGGGAUCCUGGAGGCGGUAACGAUGCAGCACAUUUUCAUGAACAACUUCCAGCUUUGCAGUGAGAUCAACGAGAGAGUUGUUCAGCACUUUGUUCACUGCAUCGAAACCCAUGGUCGAAACGUCCAAUACAUCAAGUUCUUACAGACUAUCGUGAAGGCGGAAGGGAAGUUUAUUAAAAAGUGCCAGGACAUGGUCAUGGCUGAGCUGGUCAGCUCAGGAGAGGAUGUCCUCGUGUUCUACAACGACAGGGCCUCCUUCCAGACUCUGAUCCAGAUGAUGAGGUCAGAGCGGGACCGCAUGGAUGAGAACAGCCCUCUCAUGUACCACAUCCACUUGGUGGAGCUGCUGGCUGUGUGCACAGAGGGCAAAAACGUGUACACGGAGAUCAAGUGCAACUCCCUGCUGCCGCUGGAUGACAUUGUCCGAGUAGUGACCCAUGAGGACUGCAUCCCCGAGGUUAAGAUUGCGUACAUCAACUUCCUGAAUCACUGCUAUGUAGACACUGAGGUGGAAAUGAAGGAGAUUUACACCAGCAAUCACAUGUGGAAGUUGUUUGAAAAUUUCCUUGUGGACAUCUGCAGGGCCUGUAACAACACGAGUGACAGGAAGCACGCAGACUCCAUCCUGGAGAAGUACGUGACUGAAAUCGUCAUGAGUAUCGUCACCACUUUCUUCAGCUCACCCUUCUCAGAUCAGAGUACAAGUCUACAGACUCGUCAGCCGGUCUUUGUGCAGCUGCUGCAAGGUGUGUUCAGGGUGUACCACUGCAACUGGCUGAUGCCCAGCCAGAAAGCCUCUGUGGAGAGCUGUAUCCGGGUGCUCUCAGACGUAGCUAAGAGCCGGGCCAUCGCCAUCCCCGUGGACUUGGACAGCCAAGUCAACAACCUCUUUCUGAAGUCCCACAACAUUGUGCAGAAAACAGCCAUGAACUGGCGACUGUCGGCCCGCAAUGCUGCUCGCAGAGACUCUGUUCUGGCUGCAUCCAGAGACUACCGGAAUAUCAUUGAAAGACUGCAGGACAUCGUCUCGGCGCUGGAGGACCGGCUCCGGCCCCUGGUGCAGGCAGAGCUGUCUGUGCUGGUGGACGUGCUCCAUCGCCCUGAGCUGCUGUUCCCCGAAAACACCGAUGCCAGGAGGAAGUGCGAAAGCGGGGGCUUCAUAUGCAAGUUAAUAAAGCAUACCAAACAGCUGCUCGAAGAAAAUGAGGAGAAACUCUGCAUCAAGGUGCUUCAGACCCUCCGAGAGAUGAUGACCAAAGACAGAGGCUAUGGAGAAAAGCUAAUUUCCCUUGAUGAAUUGGAUAAUGCUGAGCUGCCCCCUGCUCCGGACGCGGAGAACUCCACAGAGCAGGAGCUUGAACCAAGUCCGCCACUGAGGCAGCUGGAAGACCAUAAAAGGGGUGAGGCACUCAGACAAAUUUUGGUCAACCGUUACUAUGGAAACAUCAGACCUUCUGGAAGAAGAGAGAGUCUUACGAGCUUUGGCAAUGGCCCACUGUCUCCAGGAGGACCCAGCAAGCCUGGGGGAGGAGGGGGAGGAUCCGGCUCCAGCUCCACAAGCAGAGGUGAGAUGAGCCUGGCUGAAGUUCAGUGCCACCUCGACAAGGAGGGGGCCUCCAAUCUGGUCAUCGACCUCAUCAUGAACGCGUCUAGUGACCGAGUGUUCCACGAAAGCAUUCUCCUGGCCAUUGCGCUCCUGGAAGGAGGCAACACCACCAUUCAGCACUCCUUUUUCUGCCGGCUGACAGAAGAUAAGAAGUCGGAGAAGUUCUUCAAAGUUUUCUACGACCGAAUGAAGGUGGCCCAGCAAGAAAUCAAGGCAACGGUGACCGUGAAUACUAGUGACUUGGGAAAUAAAAAGAAGGAUGAGGAGACAGACAGAGAUGCCCCUUCCCGUAAAAAAGGUAACGGCCCCUGUCCCAUCCCGGGGACUGCCCUAUUGCAGAACUUCCUUCGGUGCCAGAAUAACAAGACCAACUACAACCUGGUGUGUGAGACCCUACAGUUUCUGGACUGUAUCUGUGGAAGCACGACCGGGGGCCUGGGUCUUCUGGGCCUAUACAUCAACGAGAAGAACGUGGCGCUGAUCAACCAGACCCUGGAGAGCCUCACAGAGUACUGCCAAGGGCCGUGCCAUGAGAACCAAAACUGCAUCGCCACCCACGAAUCCAACGGCAUCGACAUCAUCACUGCCCUGAUCCUCAAUGACAUCAACCCUCUGGGGAAGAAGAGGAUGGACCUUGUGUUAGAACUGAAGAACAACGCUUCCAAGCUGCUCCUGGCCAUCAUGGAGAGCAGGCACGACAGUGAGAAUGCAGAGAGGAUCCUUUAUAACAUGAGGCCGAAAGAGCUGGUGGAAGUGAUCAAGAAGGCCUACAUGCAAGGUGAAGUGGAAUUUGAGGAUGGAGAAAAUGGCGAGGAUGGAGCUGCCUCCCCCCGGAACGUGGGGCACAACAUCUACAUAUUAGCUCAUCAGUUGGCUCGACAUAACAAAGAACUCCAGACGAUGCUGAAGCCUGGCGGGCAGGUGGACGGAGAUGAAGCUCUGGAGUUCUACGCCAAACACACAGCACAAAUAGAGAUUGUCAGAUUGGACCGAACGAUGGAGCAGAUCGUGUUCCCGGUGCCCAGCAUUUGUGAGUUCCUGACCAAAGAGUCCAAACUGCGGAUAUACUACACGACAGAGAGGGACGAGCAGGGCAGCAAAAUCAACGACUUCUUCCUGCGGUCCGAGGACCUGUUCAAUGAAAUGAACUGGCAAAAGAAACUGCGAGCCCAGCCUGUGCUGUACUGGUGUGCUCGCAACAUGUCCUUCUGGAGCAGCAUCUCCUUUAACCUGGCCGUCCUGAUGAAUUUGCUGGUGGCGUUUUUCUACCCAUUCAAAGGCGUCCGAGGAGGGACUCUGGAGCCGCACUUGUCGGGCCUGCUAUGGACAGCCAUGCUUAUCUCGUUGGCCAUUGUUAUUGCUCUGCCCAAGCCCCAUGGCAUCCGGGCGCUAAUUGCUUCUACAAUCCUCCGGUUGAUAUUUUCAGUUGGAUUACAACCCACGCUGUUUCUUCUGGGAGCUUUCAAUGUCUGCAAUAAAAUCAUCUUUCUAAUGAGCUUCGUGGGCAACUGUGGAACAUUCACCAGAGGAUACCGAGCCAUGAUCCUUGAUGUUGAGUUCCUUUAUCACUUGCUCUAUCUGCUCAUCUGCGCCAUGGGGCUCUUUGUCCAUGAAUUCUUCUACAGCUUGCUGGUCUGCAAUAAAAUCAUCUUUCUAAUGAGCUUCGUGGGCAACUGUGGAACAUUCACCAGAGGAUACCGAGCCAUGAUCCUUGAUGUUGAGUUCCUUUAUCACUUGCUCUAUCUGCUCAUCUGCGCCAUGGGGCUCUUUGUCCAUGAAUUCUUCUACAGCUUGCUGCUUUUUGAUUUAGUGUACAGAGAAGAGACGCUGCUUAAUGUCAUCAAAAGUGUCACUCGCAACGGACGGUCCAUUAUCCUGACAGCGGUCCUGGCUCUGAUCCUGGUGUACCUGUUCUCCAUAGUGGGCUAUCUCUUCUUCAAGGAUGAUUUUAUCCUCGAAGUAGACAGGCUGCCCAAUGAAACGGCUCUCCCAGAAGCCAGUGAGAGUUUGGCAAGUGAGUUCCUGUCCUCGGAUGUGUGCAGGGUGGAUUCUGGGGAGAACUGUUCCUCCCCUGCACCCAAAGAAGAGCUGGUCCUGGUGGAAGAGCUGGAAGAAGAUAAGGAGCAUACGUGUGAGACGCUGCUCAUGUGCAUUGUCACCGUCCUGAGUCACGGGCUGCGGAGCGGGGGUGGAGUGGGCGACGUGCUCCGGAAGCCGUCCAAAGAGGAGCCCCUCUUUGCAGCCAGAGUGAUUUAUGACCUCUUAUUCUUCUUCAUGGUCAUCAUCAUUGUCCUGAAUCUGAUCUUCGGUGUCAUUAUCGACACCUUCGCCGACCUGAGGAGUGAAAAGCAGAAGAAGGAAGAGAUCUUGAAGACCACAUGCUUCAUCUGUGGUUUGGAGAGAGACAAGUUUGACAACAAGACAGUCACCUUUGAAGAACACAUCAAGGAAGAGCACAACAUGUGGCAUUACCUGUGCUUCAUUGUGCUGGUAAAAGUGAAGGACUCCACAGAAUACACGGGACCGGAGAGUUACGUUGCCGAGAUGAUCAGGGAUCGGAAUCUCGACUGGUUCCCGAGGAUGAGAGCCAUGUCCCUGGUCAGCAGUGACGCUGACGGAGAGCAGAAUGAGCUGCGGAACCUGCAGGAGAAGCUCGAGUCUACCAUGAGGCUGGUCACGCACCUUUCUGGCCAGCUGUCCGAACUGAAGGACCAGGUGAGCACAGGGUCCCCUGCCCCAACCCCACUGAAUUAG